Molecule: messenger RNA, 7020 nt
Organism: Cotesia congregata
Lineage: Eukaryota; Metazoa; Arthropoda; Insecta; Hymenoptera; Braconidae
Source: the annotation of a GenBank genome assembly
AUGCAAAAUUGGGGUCAAUGGCAAGUUCCGCCGGCUGGUACAGCUGCUGGACCGAUGCCACAACCACCAGCGGCUCCAGGUUAUCCUGCUACUGGCACUGAUCCCAUGGCGACAAUGCAAGCUUAUAUGCAAUAUUAUAAUCAACCAGCACCCAGUGGAUAUACUACUGAACAAUGGGCUGCAGCUCAGCAGCAAAAUUGGGCUCAAUGGCAACAAUGGCAACAACAAUAUCAGCAAUGGCAAGCACAAUAUGGUGCAAAGUAUCAAGAAUCAAUGAAACAGAUGUCUAGUAUGACUUCAGGACUUCAACCUCCUCCACUUCCUAAAGAAGACUUUUCAACAAAACCACCUUUACCACCUGAAAACAUGAACCAAAAUCUUGGUAUGCCCCCGCCUACCCAAAAUAACUUUCCAUUUGCGUUUAAACCAAACGUAAAUCCUCCCUUGCCACCUGGGCAACCACCACCACCCCCUGAAAAUCCUCCGCCGUCUGAUAAUGAUUUAACCGGUAUUAAACGAAGUGCUAAUGAUCAUCUUAAUACUAGUAGUGCUAAAAAAACUAAAAGUGAAGACGAUGAACUUACUGAUGCUGAAAGAACAUUUGACGCGCAAUUCAAACAAUGGGAAGAACAAUUUAAUAAGUGGAAACUACAAAAUGCUGAUCAUCCAGACAAGGCACAGUACAAGCAGUAUGAAGCAAAAUGGACAUCAUGGCGAGAAAAAUUGAUUGAACGUCGGGAACAAAUGAGAAAAAAACGGGAAGCGCAGAAAGCUAAAGUUGAAGCUGAAAAGAAAAAGACCUUACCCGGUGGUGAUAAAUUACUCAAUAUACUAUCGAAUACCGAAAAUCAAGGAUUGAUAAAUAAUUUAUUAGGAAUUGGAAAAACACUAGGUUUGUCUGGUAAAGAAGCAUCGUCAGUGUCAACUAGCCAACCAGCUUCAGCUUCUGUUACGGCAAGCUUACCUGUUCAAGCACCAGUACAGCCAACAAUACCGGUAAUGUCCACUACGAUGACACCUGAAGCUAGUCAACAAGCUUGGGCUGCUCAACAAUGGGCUCAAUAUAGCAUGGCUGCUAUGACUGUUCCAUCUUACACAAGCUAUCCACCACCUGUGAUUCCACCACCAGCUCCGUUAGUGGCUCCAAGUUCAUUGGGUUAUCAACCAAUGGCUCCACCGCCUAAUCCGCUGGGCAACUUUUCUCAACCACCACCAGGAUUUCCAUCUAACAAUUUUUCUCAACCAUCUUCUGGAGGAUCAUCGGGAAAUCAAAAUGCGCCGUUUAAGCCUGAUGACAACUCAAAUGCACCAUUUAGAAAUGAUCAGUAUAAUAACAAUAACAAAAAUAAUAAUAAUAAUAAUAAUAAUAAUAACAGCAACAAUAACAAUAACAAUCAGUCAUACAAUGAUCGUUUUGGCUCUAAUGAUUCUAAUAACCGUCAAGGCCAGGACAGUAUGGGUCAAUUUCGAUCUAACGAUUCAUUUAAUCGCGACAGUGGCCCGAACCGAUUCAAUCAAGAUGACCGCAGUAAUUUUUCAGGUGACCGGUUUCGACGCGAUGGACAAUCAGGUCGGGACUUUGGAUUUGACAAUCGAUCAAAUGAUUAUCGUUCAGGUGACUCUUUUGGAUCUAAGGAUCGAUCCAAUGAUAGGAACUUUGGUGAUGAUAGAUUUUCGAGAGAUGAUGGAAAUUCAAGAGAUAACAAUCGAUUUGGAGGAGCUAAUAGAGACUCAUUCAAUUCCAGUUCUGACCGCGGGUCAGGUUCAAAUAACCGGGAACAGAUGGAUUCGGAGGAUCGUUUUGGAAACAACCAAUUCAAUGAUGAUCGGUUUGGUUCUGACAGAUUUAAUUCAGGAUCGGAUCGAAGAGACAACUUUGGCAAUUCGAAUAAUCGUAAUCAAGGUAGAAAUAGUCGAUUUGACCAAACUCCUGAAAUGUCACCAGAGCUUAAAAAAUUAAUGGAAAAACGACGUGUUGCGAUGGAUAUAUUUAAACCAUCAGGAACCUUUUUAGGAGCUGAUAAAUCUGAUACAAACUUUGGUUCUUUGAGUGAAAGUUUCAAAAAAAUAACUGGUGAUUCACCAUUUUUGCCAAGGAAUCGUUCUAGCGACUUUGGUAGAAAUUCAUUUUCUGACAACAAUAAAGGAUCUUUUUCGGACAGUUUUAACAAGGGUUCAGGAUCUUUUGUUUCUAACAAUGACUCCGAUAAUAGAUUUCGGGAUGAUUUUCGCUCUCGAGGAUCUGAUUUCAACCAACGUGGUUCUGAUGACUUUAAUAAUCGUUUUGACAAUACAGGACCUCGUGGAUCUAACGAUUUUGGUCCUCGUGGUAGAGAUUUUGGCCCAAGAGGCUCCGACUCCGAUUUCGGUAAGGAUCGUGGUUUUGGUAGCAUGAUGAAUCGAUCGAAAACUCCUCCUAGAGAUGAUGCACGCCAAAAUGAUUUCAUGAAACCAUCACCUUUGAUGGAAGGACGUCAACAAGGGAUGGAAGGACGUCAGCAAGGAAUGGAAGGACGUCAGCAAGGGAUAGAAGGACCUCAGCAAGGGAUGGAAGGACGCCAACAAGGGAUGGAAGGACGCCAACAAGGGAUGGAAGGACGCCAACAAGGGAUGGAAGGACGUCAACAAGGAAUGGAAGGACGUCAACAAGGAAUGGAAGAACGUCAAUCAUUAAUGGGAGAACGUCCACCAUUGAUGGGAGAACGUCCACCAUUAAUGGGAGAACGUCCACCAUUGAUCGGAGAACAUCCACCAUUGAUGGGAGAACGUCCACCAUUGAUGGGAGAACGUCCAUCAUUGAUGGGAGAUCGCCCCCCUCUCAUAGAACGACGUUCUCCUCAGCCUGAAGACCAUUCAAUGAUGAAAAAAGGAUACUCAACAAUGACGGAGGAUCAAUCUACAAUGAAAGAGAACCAGACGCCCUCAGAGGAAAAACAACUGUCUGCAGUUAAUGAAAAAGAAAAUAAAAGCGAGCCAGUUAUAUCUCCAUCAAAUCUUCCGCCUAUGGAUAUCCCACCGUGGAUGGAUUCUCAAAUGAUACAAAAUCGGUCUGAUGAUAAAGACCAUGGUACAGUAGAAUCUUUUUCAGUUCCCGAAAAAUCUAACGAAGCAAACAAUUCUGAAACAAAAACUGAAGUCGAUAAAAAUCAAGCUGCUAGAAUUGUGGAACCUGAAAAAAAGUUGGACGUUUUACCGUUUAUGGGUGAGAAUGAUCCAAAACCUGAAGAUCUUAAUAUGGAACCACCUCCUGAAUUACCAAAUUUAGGUCCAGUUGAUAGACCAUUUGAAACAAAAGAGCAAGGACGAGACUUUAAUUCUAAUUCUAGCGACAAACCUUUUGAAAAAAGAGAAUUUGAAUCUCGUCCUUUCAGUGGUAAUGAACCUAAUUCAUUUGAAUCUAAAAAUUCAGAUUCAUUCGGACCAAAAGGGUCUAGAAAACCUAAUACUUUUGACUCUAAGAGAUCUGAUUCAUUUGGUCCUAGAAAUUCCGAUCGAUUUGGACCUAGAGGGCCUGAUGGAUUCGGACCGCAAGGCUCUGAUUCAUUUGGUUUUAAACGACCCGAUCCGUUCGGACUCAAGGGACCCGCUCCAUUUGGACGGCAAGAAACUGACUCAUUUGAACAAAAAGGACCAGAACCUUUUGGACCUAGAGGAUCUGAUUCGUUUGGUCCGAGAGGAUCUGAUUCAUUUGGACCUAAAGGAAAUGAUUCAUUUGGACCAAGAGAAAAAGAUUCAUUCGGACCUAGAGGAUCUGAUUCAUUUGGACCUAAAGGAAAUGAUUCAUUUGGACCAAGAGGAAAUGAUUCAUUUGGACCUAGAGGAAAUGAUUUAUUUGGACCUAGAGGAAAUGAUUCUUUUGGACCCAGAGGAAAUGAUUCAUUUGGACCUAGAGGAAAUGAUUCAUUUGGACCCAGAGGAAACGAUUCAUUUGGACCUAGAGGAAAUGAUUCAUUUGGACCUAGAGGAAAUGAUUCAUUUGGACCCAGAGGAAACGAUUCUUUUGGACCAAAGGGACCCGAUUCAUUCGGUCCAAGAGGAUCUGACAUGUUUGGACCAAGGGAAAAUGAUUCAUUUGGACCAAGAGGACCUGAUUCAUUUGGACCAAGAGGAUUUGAUUCAUUCGGACCGAAGACUGGAUUUGAUUCAUUUGGGUCUAGUGGACCUGGUCCAUUCGGGCCAAGAGGACCCGAUUCUUUCGGGCCAAGAGGACCUGAUUCAUUUGGUCCAAGAGGACCUGAUUCAUUCGGAUCAAGGUUCGGAUCUGAUAUGUUUGGACCAAGAGGUCCUGCUCCUUUCGAACAAAGAAGAACUGAAUCACUCGAUUCUAGAGGUUCUGAAGGGAGUAGUUUCCGAAAUCUCGAUUUGUUUGGUCCUAAAGGACCUGAUCCAUUUGGACCUAGAGAUCAAAGUGAUAAUAGAUUUUCGUCUUCAUUUGGGCCAUCCAUGAAUAAUCAAAGAGGUAGUUCAUUGCUCGGUGGUCCUGGAGGGUUAAAUGAUGAUCCCUUCAGUGCAAGAAAUCCUAAUGAUCCAUUUUUAGGUCCUCGAGGACCGGAUGACUCUGAUUUUCGUCCGGGCAAUUCUGGACCAUCCUUCAGUUCACGAACGUUUAGCGAUCUUCAAUUUAUAACACCUAGCUCUGAAAAACCUGCGCCGCUUCGCGGACUCAAUGAAAAAACCUUUGGUCCCAAUCAAGCUGCUGAUGAUCCACCUAAAAUUCCAUCACUUUUAUCCGUGAAAUUCGAUCCACCGAUAGGCAUGCUAAAAGAAACUCGCGAUGAUAUCAAAGACAGUCAUCCUCUGGACUCCAAUCGACCAUUUGAUCGACCGUUCGGGCCGAAUUCUAUAUCGGGACCUGGACCAGGGUCACAAUUAGGUCCUGAUAGAGAUUUACCAAUGCGACAAAAUUUCCCGAUGAAAGAUUUUCUUCCUCGUGACAAUAAUUCUGUAUCAUUACUAGGACCUGGUCCCAGCUCAGGACCUGGACCAGGACCUUUUUCAUCUUCGUUUGGACCUAUGCAGGGUGGUUCAAAUGAUAUGCAGCCGGGCUUCAAUAAACCUCCAAUGGAUAUGGAUAAUUCUUUUUCUCGACGCAUGGGAAAUCAACCUGGUGUCAGACGUGAUGGACCGAUGCAUCCGUCGUUCUGUAUUGAAAAACAAUUUAAUUAUAACCAUGGUGAUGGUGCUCCUAAUGAAGUGUUCAAGGAAUACAAGCCAUCAAAAGUAACAGACUAUGGACAUAUUCGUCGUCCUUCUAAUCAAGACUACGUCACACCAGUGCAUUGCUUCGAUUACUCUCACGGUAGAUUGAAACCUGUAGUCCCCGAUCAUGAAAUUUAUCCUAGGUUGGAAUUUCAAUACUGGCAAGAAAAUGAACACAAUUUGAAGGAGUAUAAUGAUAGUUUCUCAGCCUACAAAAAUCGUCUUAUUAGAAGUAAAAUGGCUAAUAAACGAAAUAGAAGAGAACCCAGUCCUGUUUGGAAGCGCGAAGAGCGCAAACGAUUCAGUGAUCAUUAUUCAUCAUGGGACAGGGAAGACAAUCGUAGAGAUAGAGACAGAGAUAGAGAUCGAGAACGGGACAGAGACAAUCGCGGAAAAGACCAUCGUGACGACAAGCGAGUAGACAAUUGGGAAGAUCGACGAGGAGAAAGUCGUGAAGACAGACGAAGAAAUAACCGAGAUGAAAAACGAAGUGACAGAGGAAAAAGAGACUCAUUCUCCUCUGGACAUCAUUCUGGAUAUUCGAAAGAUUCUAAAGACUACAAGGAUAAUAAAGAUUCUAAGGAUCAUAAAGAAACUCGGGAUAAAAAAGAACGUCAGCCAUCUUGGGAAAUUGAAAUUGAAAAACUCAGUGAAGAAACUGCACGUAAAAAUGCUAGUGAAGCAGAAAAAGCCCGUGAAAAGUUAAAUCGAAAUCAAAAGGACUCUAAUACUGAAAUAAAAAAAGACGAAGAAAGAUCUAAAGGGAAUGUAAGCCGACAGGAGAAUUCGUUGAACAAUAUCGCCGACGCAUCUAAUCAGGAUUCCAGUCAAGAUGUUACCAAUAUCGAACCCAAGUCCCCGCCAAGGACAAUGGAAUUGGCGAAAACAUCAAAUCUCACUAUUAUUGAUGACCUACUCUUCCCACCUGGACGUCAGAAUAGACCGCCAAAAAUAGCCAUCAUCUUGCGAGGACCACCUGGAAGUGGAAAAUCUUUCGUAGCUAAACUUAUAAAGGAUAAAGAAUUAGAACAAGCAGGCUCAGCGCCACGUAUUCUCAGCUUAGACGACUAUUUUUUGACUGAAAAAGAAAUAGAAAGUACUGAUGAUAAUGGCAAGAAAAUUAUUAAUAAGGAAAUGGUGUACGAGUAUGAAGAGGGAAUGGAAUCAAGUUAUUUAACAUCACUAGUCAAAGCCUUUAAGAAAAAUAUCGUUGAUGGCUUUUUCAAUUUUAUAAUACUUGAUUCUAUAAAUGAAAAAAUUUCUGACUAUGAAGAAAUGUGGAGCUUUGCUAAAUCAAAAGGCUUUCGGGUAUACAUAUGUGAAAUGGACAUGGACGUUCAAAUAUGUUUAAAACGUAACGUUCAUAACCGAACUGAAGAUGAGAUAAAUAGAAUUAUUGAUUACUUUGAGCCGACACCGAAUUAUCAUCAAAAAUUAGAUGUCUCAUCAUUGUUACAAGACGAAGCCAUCGAACAGGUACAAAUGGAAGAAGUAACUCCUCUCACUGAUAAAAAAAGUACUGACUCUAAUGAAGAUAGCCAGGAUAGUCAAGAAGGGCAGAAUCCAUUGGGAGUUAGCAAAUGGGAAAAAAUGGAAGCUGAAGACAAAUUAGACCGUCUGGAUGGUUUAGCAAAACGUAAAAAUGAUAGCAAACCUCAAACAAUGGAGGAUUUUUUGCAAGUCCGAUGGGCUGACCUGGAAGAACGUAAGCAGCAAGAAAAAUUACGGGCAGUUGGCUUUGUCGUCGGACAAACAAAUUGGAACCGUAUGAUGGAUCCUACGAUGGGCAGUAGUGCACUCACACGGACCAAUAGUUUGUAA